Messenger RNA from Dromiciops gliroides (monito del monte), 4192 nucleotides. It is a transcript of the gene ACE2, whose product is annotated as angiotensin converting enzyme 2. Gene Ontology annotation, biological process: proteolysis. Gene Ontology annotation, molecular function: peptidyl-dipeptidase activity; metallopeptidase activity. The record is from RefSeq and is a predicted model, not a curated record. NCBI's taxonomy places the organism in Eukaryota, Metazoa, Chordata, Mammalia, Microbiotheria, Microbiotheriidae. The coding region runs from base 228 to 2651 and encodes 807 amino acids. The transcript is spliced from 19 exons. Gene Ontology annotation, cellular component: plasma membrane.
GUGCUCUCCCUCUUAUGACGGGGUAGGUCUUCUAAACUCUCCUUGGGACUAUGUGCUGUCUCUCUGAGAGACAGCUUGGAUCUUCUGGGGCUUUUCUCCUGCUCAUGCUAACUGACAUUUCUCAGCGCCCAACCCAAGUUCAAAGGCUGAUGGGAGAGAAAAACCCAUGAAGAGGUUUGCUUGAGGGAAAUUUGCUCAGUGGAUGGGAUCUUGGCUCACAGGAAAAGAUGUUAGACCCUCUCUGGCUCCUUUUCAGCCUUGUGGCUGUGACCGCUGCUCAAAAUUCCACUGAAGAACGCGCUAAAGACUUUCUGGAAAAGUUUAACAAUGAAGCAGAAGAAAGAUAUCAUCAAAAUUCACUUGCUUCUUGGAAUUAUAACACUAAUAUUACUGAAGAGAAUGUCCAAAAGAUGAAUGAAGCAGGAGCUGUGUGGUCUGCAUUUUAUAAUAACCAAUCCAAACUUUCCAGACAAUAUCGACUAGAUGAAAUUUCAAAUCCCCAAAUCAAACUUCAACUUAAGUCUCUCCAGGAGGAAGGAGCUGCAGUGUUAUCAGCUCAGAAGAAUGCACGGCUGAACACAAUCAUGAAUAACAUGAGUGCUCUCUACAGCACUGCAACGGUCUGUAACCCAAAGGAUCCUCUGGAGUGUUUGUUGCUUGAGCCAGGUUUGGACAAAAUCAUGGAAGAGAGCAAAGAUUAUUAUGAAAGGCUAUGGGCCUGGGAAGGCUGGAGAUCUAAAGUUGGCAAAAAAAUGAGGCCAUUAUAUGAAGAAUACGUGGAACUCAAAAACGAACUUGCAAAAGGAAAUGGCUAUGAAGAUUAUGGGGAUUAUUGGAGAGCAGAUUAUGAAAUUGAAGGAUCCAGUGAAUCUGCCUACAGUAGUUCUCAACUUAUUGAAGAUGUGGAAAAUACCUUUCUCCAGAUAAAACCACUGUAUGAACAUCUACAUGCGUAUGUGAGGAGAAGGAUGAUGGCCACCUAUGGCCCUCUAAUCAGUGAAACCGGAGGUCUUCCUGCUCAUUUGCUUGGUGACAUGUGGGGCAGAUUUUGGACAAAUCUCUAUUCGCUGACAGUGCCCUAUUCAGAAAAACCAAACAUUGAUGUGACACAGACCAUGAAGGACCAGAAUUGGAAUGCAAAAAGGAUAUUUGAAGAAGCUGAGAAAUUUUUUGUAUCUGUUGGCCUCUUUAACAUGACGGAGGGUUUCUGGACAAACUCAAUGCUCACAGAGCCUAAUGAUGGCAGAAAAGUGGUUUGCCACCCUACAGCCUGGGAUCUGGGAAAAGGGGAUUUCAGGAUUAAGAUGUGCACAAAAGUGACGAUGGAUGAUUUUCUGACUGCCCAUCAUGAAAUGGGUCACAUCCAGUAUGACAUGGCAUAUGCUUCCCAGCCCUUUCUGCUGAGAAAUGGGGCCAAUGAAGGGUUCCAUGAAGCAGUUGGAGAGAUCAUGUCCCUCUCAGCAGCUACCCCUUCACAUUUACAAGCCCUUGGUCUCCUCCCCUCCACCUUUCAGGAGGAUCCUGAUACAGAAAUAAAUUUCCUGUUCAAGCAAGCCCUCACCAUUGUUGGAACAAUGCCCUUUACUUACAUGCUAGAGAAGUGGAGAUGGAUGGUCUUCAAGGGUGAAAUUCCCAAAGAGGAAUGGAUAAAAAAGUGGUGGGAGAUGAAGCGUGAGAUAGUUGGUGUGGUGGAGCCCCUGCCCCAUGAUGAAACCUACUGUGACCCUGCUACUCUGUUUCAUGUUGCUAAUGAUUAUUCCUUCAUCAGAUAUUAUACAAGGACUAUUUACCAGUUCCAGUUCCAUGAAGCGCUUUGUAGGAUUGCUCAGCCCUCAGCUGCUCUUCAUAAGUGCGACAUCACCAAUUCCACUGCAGCUGGGACGAAGUUGUAUGAUAUGUUGAAGCUGGGGAAAUCAGAACCGUGGACGGUAGCAUUAGAAAAUGUUGUAGGAAAUAAGAAGAUGGAUGCCACACCAUUGCUUACAUACUUUGAGCCCUUAUCAACAUGGUUGAAAGAACAAAACAAAAAUGCAUACGUGGGUUGGAAUACUGCCUGGAGUCCUUAUAAUACAUACAGCAUCAAAGUGAGGAUAAGUCUGAAAUCAGCACUCGGAGAUAAUGCAUAUGACUGGAAUCAAAAUGAAAUGUAUUUGUUCCAGUCCUCAAUUGCUUUUGCCAUGAGACAGUACUUUUUACAAGAAAAAAACCAGACGGUCCUUUUUAGUGAUGGAAAUGUGAUCGUGUAUAAUCUGAAACCCAGAAUUUCCUUCUAUUUCUUCGUCACUAUACCUCAAAAUGGCACCUAUGUUCUUCGAGAAGAAGUAGAAGAAGCCAUCAGGCUCUCUAGGAGCCGCAUCAAUGAUGCCUUCCGCCUGAAUGAUAACAGCCUGGAGUUUGUAGGCAUCCCUCCCACGAUGGCACCUCCUUUUAAACCACCUGUCACUGUAUGGCUGAUUGCAUUUGGAGUGGUUAUGGGAAUUGUGGUGAUUGGAAUUUUAUUCCUAAUCUAUACUGGAAUAAGAGACCGAAAGAAGAAAAGCAAAGGAGAAGAAGCAAAGCAAGCAGAGAACCCCUAUGCUGAAGUGCAUCCCAAAGGGGGGCAACAUAACCCAGGUUUCCAAAGCACUGAGGAUGCUCAAACAUCAUUUUAGAAAAAUCUUUGUGUUUUCUUACUCAUUUCAUUUCCUAUAAAUAUUAACAUCAUGUAGUGAACACGGAUGAGGAUCCUGUCAAUGACCUUGAAUGCUCAAAAUACAACUCCAGUCAGGAACUGCUUCCACUCCAACAAAAAGUUACAGGACCAAAUCUAUUGUGUUUCUAUUACUUACUGCUUUGUCAGAGCUAUGCAUCUCUUCAUUUUCCCCAAGAACAAAGAAAUAAAGAAACAAUGACUUCUUUGGGGCAAUGAGAGUAUUCAAAGAAAAAAUCUGAGUAUAUCAAGUUACUGUAUAAUUUGAGGUGGAAAAAGAGAUUUUGUGGCAGCGAAUGGUGACCUUUGAGUGUGAGACAUUGAUCUAUUGCUUGAAAUGAUUGUGUCCUCAGCAGGCUGAUGGUCCACUAACAAGUGAAAGCAACAGAACAAAAGACAGCAUCUUUAGACCAUUCUAAGAAUUAUAGCCUCUGGCUCAGAUAGACAUCCAAGUAUUGGGGCACAGCCCAAAAGGAUGGAGAUGAGAAGGCUUGAAGGAAUCAGAAUUAGGGUUAAUAGGGUGAGAGGCAGCUUGGUAUUAUCAUUUUUUUUUUUUGGUGGGACAAUGGGGGUUAAGUGACUUGCCCAGGGUCACACAGCUAGUAAGUGUUAAGUAUCUGAGGCCGGAUUUGAACUCAGGUCCUCCUGACUCCAGGGCUGGUGCUUUAUCCACCGAGCCACCUAGCCGCCCCACAGCUUGAUAUUAUCAACUAAUCAAUCAACAAGCAUUUUUUUAAUGCUUACCAUGUGCCAGACCCUAUACCAAGAACUGAAGAUUCAAGGAGAACCACAUGUUAGUCCUUGAUCUCACGGAGCUCACAUUCUAAAGGAUGAGACACAUGCAAAAUAAUUAUGUACAUAUAGGAUAUAAGCAUUUGUAUAUAGAUGGUACUCUCAGAGGGAAGGCACUCAGGAGGCAGGGGGAGAGGGGAGAAAGAGCAGGAAAGGCCUCUUGCAGAAGGUGGGAUUUGACGUGAGUCUCCAACAAAGCCAGAGAAUCUCAGAGGCAGAAGGGAGAAACCAGUGGAUCCAAAGUCAGAUUAUCUGAGUUUAAGUUCUGAUUCUGUUUACAUCUUGUGUGGCUUGGUCUCAGUUUCUCAUGACUGAAAUGAGGGGAUCGUAUGAGAUUAUUUCUAAUGUUCCUUAUUGCUUGAAAUCCUACAAUCUUCCCAGGGUAGUGACUUUCCUAUCAUGAAACUUUUCUGGUUUUCUAAGUUUGAUCAUUGGUAUUAUGAUAAAUAUUCUUAGGGGCUUCUAGGACCUUCUCUGUGAGCAGGAUUGAUUCUAUAGUAUCCUUUAUUAUUUUUUUAUUGUAUCAAUUUGAUCUCCUCAAAUAGGCCAUAAGCCAAUUGACAAGAACAAUGUUUUCUAUCCCUCCUCUCCCCAAUCUCCCCAGCAUAAGACUGAGCAUCCUUGAUUUGACUUGACACCCUCUCUCUGACAAUUAUAGGAAUCACAGGAUUCCCAUUCUCAAAGACCAAGCCAUGAGCCUACUAUUGAAUU